ACAAAAUUGAAAACAUGCAAAAGCUUUUUGCUUUUUAUCUUGCAAAUUCAAAGAAUAAGCUGCCGCAUUUUUCUUCUAAUGUUGAAAAUUUAUAUGAAGCAUUGUCUAAUAUAAAUUUUUAUGAUGAUGAUGAUUAUGAUGAACAUCUUAAUAAAAAAAAACUAGAGAAUGAAGAAAGACUAGCAAAUGAAGAAAGACUAUUGAAUGAAGAAAGACUAGCAAAUGAAGAAAGACUAGCAAAUGAAGAAAGAUCAAAAAAUAAAAAAAGACUAGAGAAUGAAGAAAGACCAGUGAAUGAAGAAUCUACUAAUGAAAAAACAGAGAAUAAUUUUAUAUUACUAGAAGAAAAAAUAUUAAAAAUCAAGGAAUUGUUGAAUCUUAAUGCAACUAAUUUUACAAAUAAUUUAGAUGAAUUAAUCAUUGAUACUAAUUUUGAAUUUUCUGAUGAGGAAAACAUUAUUGUUCAUGAUAAUUAUAUAGAAAAUGAUGAGGAGAAUUGGGAUCCUGAAAGAGAGGUCAAUGUAAUGUUAAACUAA
Messenger RNA from Scutellospora calospora, 536 nucleotides. Lineage: Eukaryota; Fungi; Glomeromycota; Glomeromycetes; Diversisporales; Gigasporaceae. The record is from the annotation of a GenBank genome assembly.